GCGUGGCCGGAAGGGGCGGGCACGGCAAGGCUGGCAAGAUGGUGGCCACCAGGCGCAUGGCGGCCCAGCGCCGGGAGCGAGAGACCGGGGGCGGGAAAGGGAGCGGUAGCCCCUGCGGGACCGCUCCCGCCGACGCUUCGGAGAUGGCAUCCGAUGAAUUGAAUACUUCUGUAUCUGUAAGGAUGACUACAAGAAGAACAGCUAAAUCAAUUUGUAAGCCAGAGGUAGUUCAGGAAUCUCAGUUUGAAGAACUGGAACGUGCAGAAACAAGGUCAAAUGUCAGUGAUAGCUUAGAGGUGGAAAUGACUGGAAAUGACAACACAGCCCUUCGUUCCACACAGCCAGUUCCUGAAUCACAAGCUGAUGGGGAUGUGUCAGAAACAGAAUCCAACUGCUCUGCCGUGUCUGGUCUUCAGACACCACUGUAUGUAAGAGUAACAAGAAGAAGACAGAUUGUAAUUCCUUAUCAACCAGAUUAUUCUGGCAAAAAAACCCGUGACAGAACAGCUUUUCUAAAUAAGUUAAAAAGAAUUCCAGAUGAAGAUGAUGUCUCUGAAGCUGAGUCUUGUUCCUCUGCCGUUUCUGGUGUCCAAAUGCCUAAUGCUACCAGAAGUACAAGAAGUAGGCAAAGCAAAAAGAAACUUCAGCCAUAUACAGUUCAUGAAGACCAGAGUGAAGACAUUUCUGAUGCAGAGUCAUACUUAAGUACUCAUUUGGAACCAUGUGUCAUUACCAAGCGAAUUACGAGGAGCAUGCAAAUGAAAUCACAAGCAGAAAAUAGUAAGACUGAAAAAGAAAGCAGAGUUGUUUCAGAAGAUGAAGAUUUAAUUAAGGACACCAUUAAAUCUGAGCUAGUAAUAAUUUCGGAUUCUAGACCUGCUGCUGAACUUGUUCCUGACACAGAAGGUGCCUCUGGCACUGAGGAUGAUAAUAAAGAAUCCAGUUCACUUAAAAGCAAAUGUUUUUCAGAAUCUGCUGAUGCAAGCCAGAGCGAGGAAGUGAAAAAGGAGGUUUUGAAUGAUGUGACACCCAGCAGUCUUAGAAAAAUGAGAGGAAAUAACACUGAAUCACCUGGGAAAAAAUCAAUUAAAAAAAGACAUUCUGCUGGGGGACAUGAUUCAGGGGAAGCAUGCAGCCAAAUACAAGGAGAACACUGUAGGGUACUUGUGAGUGAGGGGGAAUCUGAGCAUAUGGAUCUUUCUUUGGCUGAUUGCUUGAGUCCCAAGGAAUUUUUAGAAUCUGAGGGGCAAGUAAAACUAAGCAAAAGUAAAAAAAUUCCAGAAUGCAAGAAAGCAGAUGUUGAGGCUGAUGCACAGCAAUCUUUCACCCAUGCUGAUAAAUUACGAAAGGGUAAGCGGAGCAGUGCAGUCAUCAGUCCCCAAAAGGACAUAGUUGUUGCACAGAGAGCUGAUAGCCUUGGUAGAUGCAGCACGCUUCAGAUUGAUGUGGUCAGUGAUGAAGAACAAACAGGAGAGCAAGUGGAAUCUUUGUCCCAAAGCAGGGAAAUAUCAAGCCACAGAGAUGAUUCUCUUGCCUUGUUUCUGAGCGAAGAUAAGACUGAUGAAUCUGAAAGUAAUGGUGAGGCAGACAUAGGUAUAGUUGAAGAGAGUCCAUGUUAUAAAGAGGCAAAUAACAGGACUCCUUCCCACAAAAAAUCUCCAAAACCAAGUUCACUGCAUCCUGAAGAGCUUUUUGUAAUUGAUACUGAGCCUGGCAUGAGUUCCAGCCGUAAGUACUAUCUGGACCAAGAUAGCGAUGCUGAAAGUAAGCAACCUGAAGAAUGUGAGGAACAUGAAGAGUCUUCAGAUUUGGAAGAGGCUGACGAGGAAUUGGUAGACGAAGAUGAGAAAGAUGAAGACGACAGUUUGUUGGAAACUAAGCUUGAUGUUUUACAUCUUUCCAGCAAGAUAGACCCUGGUUUGAAUAUGAAGAAGCUUGGAGGUUUAUAUAUUAGUUUUGAUGCAAAAACCCAGAAGCCUAAAUCCAGUGUAAUUAAACAACUGAAGGAGAAAAAGAAGGACCCGCUCUUGCAGAAGAGUAUAAUAACUCCAGAUUUUGAAAGAAAGGAGUGUGUCCCACCCUUCAGGGAAUCCCUUCGCCAGCUGAAGAAACAGCGAAGAGCGGAGCGAGAGAAAACAACAGGUGAUGGUUGGUUUGGUAUGAAAGCCCCAGAAAUCACAAAUGAACUGAAAAAUGACCUUAAAGUUUUGAAGAUGAGAGCUUCAUUGGACCCUAAGCAUUUUUACAAGAAGAAUGAUAGAGAUGGUCUGCCCAAGUACUUCCAGGUUGGAACUGUGGUCGAUUCUCCCAUAGACUUCUACCACAGUCGAAUCCCUAAGAAACAAAGGAAGAGAACAAUUGUUGAAGAGCUGCUCGCAGAUUCUGAAUUUAGAAGAUAUAAUAAAAAGAAGUAUCAGGAGAUCAUGAGUGAAAAAGCAGCUUUUGCAGCAGGGAAGAGAAAGCGGAAGAUGAAGAAAUUUCGCAAUUAAGACUUGAAGAAAAGCAACAAGCUGGAGCAACUUACUUGUUAUAAAGCUUUUUCACAAAA
Molecule: messenger RNA, 2548 nt
Organism: Pogoniulus pusillus (Red-fronted tinkerbird)
Lineage: Eukaryota; Metazoa; Chordata; Aves; Piciformes; Lybiidae
Gene: DNTTIP2
Product: deoxynucleotidyltransferase terminal interacting protein 2
Exons: 7
Coding region: 39-2489 (816 amino acids)
Biological process (GO): RNA processing
Cellular component (GO): nucleolus
Molecular function (GO): RNA binding
Source: RefSeq, a predicted model, not a curated record